Messenger RNA from Brachypodium distachyon (stiff brome), 5599 nucleotides. Its product is annotated as protein TSS. Gene Ontology annotation, cellular component: cytoplasm. Gene Ontology annotation, biological process: organelle organization. The transcript is spliced from 23 exons. The coding region runs from base 175 to 5307 and encodes 1710 amino acids. The record is from RefSeq and is a predicted model, not a curated record. Lineage: Eukaryota; Viridiplantae; Streptophyta; Magnoliopsida; Poales; Poaceae. Gene Ontology annotation, molecular function: protein binding.
UCUCGCCUCUCUCGCUCUCCCAUCCCCGACUCGAGUACUCGAGCCUCUGCUUCUUCUUCUUCUUCCUAAGCUCCUCCUACCCUGUUUCUUCACUCUCCUUCCAACCUUGGCUUAAACCCCCAUCGGUUUGGGAUUCUGUUGGGCUGUGGGGGAGAGAGCGAAGCAGCUUAGGCAAUGGCCCCCAAGGCCGGCCGUGGCAAGGGCAAGGGCGGCAAAGGCGACAGGAAGAAGAAGGAAGAGAAAGCCGUGCCGAAUGCCAUAGACGUCACGGUUACAACCCCGUAUGAGUCCCAGGUUACACUCAAGGGGAUAUCGACGGAUCGCGUGCUGGACGUGAGGAGGCUGCUGGGCUCGAACGUGGAGACUUGUCACCUGACAAACUAUUCACUCUCCCAUGUGGCGCGAGGGCAUCGGCUGGAGGACGGCGUGGAAAUCGUGGCGCUGAAGCCUUGCGCUCUCACGAUCGUGGAAGAUGAGUACGCGACGGAGGAGGCCGCGGUGGCGCACAUCCGCCGGCUGCUGGACAUCGUCGCCUGCACCACCGCGUUCGCCAAGCCCCGCGACGGCGCCAAGCACAAGCAGUCCAAGCACGGGCCCCCGGCGACGCCGCCAUCACCCCCCGCGGCCAAUGGCGACAGCGGCGCCGCCGUCGCCGCCGCGGCGUCCGCGAUAUCGGAGGCGCACGACAUGGCGGCCAUCGGGCCGCCGCCGAAGCUCGGCGGGUUCUACGAUUUCUUCUCCUUCGCCCACCUCACCCCGCCCCUCCACUUUAUCAGGAGGAAGGAGAUGAAUGCUUCUGCUCAGGAAGGCGAUUACUUCGAUAUCGAGGUGAAGGUUUGCAACGGGAAGCUUCUGCAUGUUGUGUCUUCAGUCAAGGGUUUUUACCUGGCAGGGAAGCCUCACACCGUAAGCCGAUCCUUGGUGGACUUGCUGCAACAGCUCAGCAGUGGAUUUGCCAAUGCAUACGAGGCACUGAUGAAAGCUUUUGUGGAUCACAACAAGUUUGGGAAUCUACCAUACGGGUUUCGUGCAAACACAUGGCUUGUUCCUCCUAUAUAUGUCGACUCUGCUACAAAGUCCCCAGCAUUGCCUGUUGAGGAUGAGAACUGGGGUGGACAUGGAGGUGGCUGUGGACGAGACGGAAAAUAUGACAGGAGACGGUGGGCGAAAGAGUUCACUAUUUUGGCUAGGAUGCCAUGCAAAACUGAGGAAGAGAGGGUGAUCAGAGACCGGAAGGCUUUCCUUUUGCACAAUCUUUUUGUGGAUACAGCGAUUAUCAGAGCUGCAUCGACGAUACGGCGACUCAUUGGUACUAGUCCGCAAACUAGUCCCGAUGGUUUGUUAGUACUUGAUGAACGUAUAGGGGACUUGCAUAUAACUGUAAACAAGGAUGAGGCUGAUGCUAGUUUGAAGUUGGAGGACAAAGUUGAUGGAGUUGCCGUCUACCAAACGGGUGAUAUGGAUAUAUCACAAAGAAAUCUUCUGAAAGGUUUAACUUCUGAUGAGAGUGUCGUUGCAAAGGAUUCAUCCACACUUGGAGUUGUGAUUGUUAAGCACUGUGGAUAUACAGCAACAGUGAAGGUUUCAGGACGCACAAAGAACUGUAGUGAUGACAAACAAACCAGUGAUAUCUCUGAUCAUCUGGAUGGAUUUCUGAACAUCGAUGUAGAUGAUCAUCCAGAUGGAGGUUCUAAUGCCCUUAAUGUUAACAGUCUAAGAAUACCACUGCCAAAAAUUGUCAACGCAGAUAUUGCUGCCAGUAAUCAGCAUCUUGCCUCAAAGUCCCAUGCCGAUAAUUAUGCGAGGAAACUAGCACGUACAGUACUUGAAUCCAGCUUGAUGAAGCUUGAGAACACACCGAACAAAAAUCCUAGACUUAUCAGAUGGGAACUUGGGUCCUCCUGGCUGCAACACUUGCAGAAAAAGGAUUCUUCUGUUUCUGAGAACGGUGAAAAGAAUGCUAAAAAGGCUGAAAAAGAUCCAUCUGUCAAAGGUCUCGGCAAGCACUUUGAACAGUUAAGGAAAAUUAAAAAGAAAGAAUGCAUUGUUGAAGGUGCGAAGUCCGAUAAGGAAGAAUCUGACAGUAAUUACUCGCUAGCAAAUGGUAUGGAAGAAUCAGAUAAUGUAGCAUUUAGCAAAACCAAUAAGGAGGCUGAUAUGAGAAAGCUGAUUCCAGAGGACGCCUUUUGUCGCUUGAAGAGUUUGGGAGCUGGUUUCCAUCAAAAGUCCCUUGAAGAGCUCACAAAGAUGGCCCACAAGUUUUAUGAUGACACUGCACUCCCAAAGCUGGUUGCUGAUUUUGCUUCCCUUGAACUUUCUCCAGUGGAUGGAAGAACCAUGACCGAUUUCAUGCAUACAAGGGGACUUAAUAUGUGCUCAUUAGGCCGUGUGGUUGAGCUAGCAGAGAAGCUCCCACACAUCCAGUCAAUAUGUAUCCAUGAAAUGGUGAUUCGAUCCUUUAAGCAUGUCAUUCGAGCUGUUAUUGCAGCUGUUGAUGACAUGCAAAAUAUGUCUGCCGCUAUAGCCGAGACUUUGAACAUUUUACUGGGAUCUCCAAGACUAGAAAAUGAUCUUCAUUCAGAUGCCCAUAAUGAGCAUAAGUUGCGAUUGAAAUGGGUAGAGAGCUUCCUUUCUAAAAGAUACUGUUGGAAAUUGAAAGAUGAAUUUGCACACUUGCGGAAGUCCAUUAUUCUGAGAGGGCUUUGCAGCAAGGCUGGCCUUGAGUUGGUUGCAAGAGAUUAUGAUAUGAAUAGCCCAAACCCGUUUGACAAAUCCGACAUUGUCAACAUAGUUCCUGUAUGCAAGCAUGUUGUCUACUCAUCUAUCGAUAGUCGAAACUUACUAGAAUCAUCAAAGAUGGCUUUGGAUAAAGGAAAGCUUGAUGAUGCUGUCAACUAUGGAGCAAAGGCUUUGUCGAAAGUUAUAGCAGUUUGUGGUCCAUACCAUCGUCUGACUGCUAAUGCAUACAGUCUUCUUGCUGUAGUUCUUUACCAUACUGGAGAUUUUAAUCAGGCAACUAUAUAUCAACAGAAGGCACUUGAUAUCAAUGAAAGGGAGCUAGGUCUUGAUCAUCCCGAAACUAUGAAGAGCUAUGGGGAUUUAUCAGUUUUCUACUACCGCCUCCAACACAUUGAGAUGGCUCUGAAGUAUGUCAACCGUGCACUAUAUCUACUUCAAUUUUCUUGCGGGCUUUCACAUCCAAAUUCAGCUGCCACCUACAUAAAUGUGGCUAUGAUGGAAGAAGGUAUGGGAAAUGUUCAUGUUGCUCUCAGGUAUUUGCAUGAAGCACUGAAGUGCAACAAGAGAUUACUCGGAGCUGAUCACAUACAGACUGCUGCAAGCUACCAUGCAAUAGCCAUAGCCCUCUCCAUGAUGGAUGCAUACACCCUAAGCGUGCAACAUGAACAAACCACCUUACAGAUCCUUCAGGAGAAACUUGGAGAAGAUGACCUUCGAACUCAGGAUGCUGCUGCUUGGCUGGAGUAUUUCGAUUCAAAAGCAUUAGAGCAACAAGAGGCUGCUCGAAGAGGCAUCCCCAAACCUGAUUCAUCUAUUGCAAGUAAAGGACAUCUUAGUGUAUCAGAUCUACUUGACUACAUAAGCCCGGACCAGGAAAGAAAAGAGAGGGAUAUGCAACGGAAGUGCAGGCGUGCAAAGAAUAAUACCAGAGCCCAUCAGGGUGAAUCAGUUGAAGAAAAGGAGAAUUCCCAGCAUGAUUCAGGAUCUCUUCAAGCAGACAAAAAGGAUUUCCAAGAAACAAAACUGGAAGUGCACACUCCUGUAGUAGCAGAACAAAUUCAAAUUCAUGCUGUGCAUGAUGAGCUGAAGCAGGCAGAUACUUUGUCACCUGAAGAAUAUUCUGAUGAAGGUUGGCAAGCAGCUACUUUGAGAGGAAGAUCUGCAAAUGUACGGAAGAAAAGCAUCCGCAGAAAGCCAUCUCUCAGUAAGUUAGUGGUUGAUCGCGUUGAAGAUGGUCAUACUGCUUCUGCUUAUAGGACUGGUGUACAGCCACAAACAAAAGGAGAUAAAGAGGAGGCCAUAAACUCCCCUAGCCAACUCUCAUUUGGUAACUUCUUCAAGAGUGACAAGUUGAGCGGGGAUACUGCCACUAUUGAAGACAUGCUUUGCAAAGCUAAAUCUAAACCAGAACGGAGCAUAAAGCCUCCAGGAAUCAACAGGCCAACUAACAUAGCUUCCAAGUUGGUGUCAUACAAAGAUGUGGCAGUGUCACCCCCUGGCACAGUGUGGAAACCAAUUUUGGAAAAGAAGGAAGCAAAGGAGAAGGAUAAUGGACAAUGUACUGAUGUAGUACUGCCAUCUGAGAAAGAAGAUAAGAAGCUUACAGAUGAAGAGAAGGAAAAGCUAGGUAGUGAGAGCAGCAAAGAGGUUGUCUCAAGUCAGACUGAGGGAGUUGGCCAUGCAGAGAAAGCGCCUGACAGCAACAGUGAUGAAAGCCCAUCUCCACAGAAGAAAGCAAAUGGAAGCAAACUUUCAGCUUCAGCGCCUCCAUUCAAUCCGGGAUCGCUGUUAUCAGUGUCCCAUCCUUACAGCACAGUGGCAAUAUAUGAUGCAAGUGUUCUUCUUCAGCCAAUUCCAAGUCAAGCAAUGGAGAUUCUCCCUCACGCUGUUGAUACUAGAGUACCUCGUGGUCCUCGGUCCACCUUGUACUACCGUACUGGGCAUUCUUUCCAGAGGAAACAGGGUUAUACACAGAGCCAGAGCACUAUUCAGAGGGGUAGCACCUCACCACCAGCCAUGAAUCCUCAUGCUGCCGAGUUUGUGCCUGGAAAAUCUUUGCCACAAACUGAUGUGGCUAAUGGAGAGCAUACUUCCACAACUGAUUCAGCAGAUCAGCACUUGGCAUCACAGGCCUCAGAUGAAGUGAAGGUUGAUAUUCCUGCCGCAGAUAAGGCAGGGGAAACGGAGAACACAACUCCAGGUAAAGGGAAGGAAAACAGGGGGAGAGAUGCGAUGAGAGAUUCAUACAAAGCAGAGCUGGCGAGGCAGAUUCUGCUCAGUUUCAUCGUCAAGUCAGUGCAUGAUAGUUUAGGUUCAACUAGAGCUCAACCAGACAGAAAACCAAUUGGGUCAGAGGAAGGUAGUAAAGAACAAAUCAGCAACAUAACCAAGACAGUCUCAGGCCGCAAGGAAGUCGACAAACAACCGAAGGCCGCCGAGGCACCAAAAAGCGAGAAGGAUACAGAGGGUUUUACAGUAGUUUCAAAACGUAGAAGAAGCAAGCAGCACUUCGUGACUCCCAUUAAUGGUCUCUACUCUCAGCAGUCGAUUGCCACUUCAGUCAGCUGAGGUUGCUGCACUUUUGUGAGAUCUGCAGUAUGUUGGAAGAUGGUGUUGCUUACUUUGCUCUUAGGUGCUUGGUAGCAGAGUUUUGCCCUAUCCAGAUGAGCAACCAUUCAUGUUGCCAAACUGUACAAAGUUUUCCGUAAUCCCCUUUUCUAAUAAACUUUUGUAAUUUGAAAUAGCAGUAGUGCUGAAUAAAAUGUUUUUUUUUCUGCUUCAUAUGCAGGCGCCCUUCGUAUGCACUGUGUUCUGUAUGACAGAAUAAUAGGAUAUAAUAGCAAAUAUUUAUUUCAUCCAA